CGUAAUCAGGAUAUUGGAUAUUGGGCGGCAAUUCGAAAGCGGUUUAUUCUUCGCUCUAACUAAAAUCCUUGGUUGCGUUUUCAAACAACAGCCUACCAUCCUCAAGCUAAUGGUAUGGUAGAACGUCUACACAGACAGUUGAAAGCUGGCUUAUCAGCUGCAAAUAACACCCAUUGGACUGAAUCCUUUCCGUUAGUUCUCCUAGGGAUACGAAACGCUUUAAAAACCGAUGCUGGUUGUACUACCGCUGAGCUAGUAUAUGGCACGACACUACGACUGCCAGGUGAGUUUAUUUCUCCCUCGAGCUUCCCACCAGCGUUAGAUCACUCCUCACACGUCAGCAGGCUUACAAACGCAAUGCGUUCAGUUAAACCUGCUCCCCUCCGACCACAGUCUAUUGAUGUCUUCGUUCACCCCUGUUUAAAAACUUCUUCACACGUAUUUGUUUGUCGCGACUCUGUGCGUCGCCCUCUAGAACCCCCGUAUGACGGACCAUAUAAAGUAAUUAAACAUACGGAUAGAUUCUUUGUUUUAGGCAAAAAAGGCCGCGAAGACGCCGUCGGCAUUGACCGUCUGAAACCGGCUUACUUAGAAGGUAACCCUAUUAGCUUAGAGCUAAGCGUGCCCGAUAAUCCGCAAGUAAUUGAAGAUCCUUUAGUCCUAGAAGAACUCCUUAGCACGGCGAAAACCACCGAACCCUCUAAAAAACGCAUUCUGGACGUCACGUGAGAUUCCCGGAAUACCUUCACACCUAUAUCACAUAACUCAUUCGUUCGUGGUAUUAAUCAUUAUUUCUUCUCUUCAGACACAUCAACUUUUUUAUGUAGCAUCACUAAACACAACUAAAAGAUUUUUUCCCAUAACCGUACAUUAUACAUGCACUUAAAAACAAAAUUUAUAUUAGAUGUAUUUUUUUCGAUAUUUUAAACUUAACAUUAUUUUACUGUAUCGUAGAUACACGUCAUUUUCUUUUACAGAAACGCUCAUUUGGUAUAUUUUCCUCAACAAGGUUCUUAGCAUUCUUGUUUUCUUUUCCAGG
Molecule: messenger RNA, 1039 nt
Organism: Trichobilharzia szidati
Lineage: Eukaryota; Metazoa; Platyhelminthes; Trematoda; Strigeidida; Schistosomatidae
Source: the annotation of a GenBank genome assembly